GUCAGUCGACAUCUUGCGCCACUGCAUCAUCAGCGCUGACGUGGAGACUACGUGAGCAGCAGCCGUCCACCCACCUCACUAGUGACGAGUCACACUACGUAAAAGUUCGGUGGCUGAUGAUGGAGGCCUCGGUGUCGACUCCAGCUGAUCAUUUGUACGACUCCAUGUCAGACAGAGAAGAGCAACUCAGUGAAGAGGCUGCCUCUCCACAGGUCUCAACUGAAGCAAAUCCAGGUGAUGACAACUCGGACACAGAAGCGCAGAAGAGACGCGAGAUCCUAUCUCGACGUCCGUCUUACCGGAAGAUUCUCAGCGACCUGGACCUGACGGCGAUCGCAAAAGUGGGAGCGAAAGCGGAGGAGGUGGAGGUGGGGGAAGGUGAGGUGGUGACCAUAACCAGCGAGGCCUCGUCAUUGCCUGCGUCCGUCUUCCAGACAAGAUCGGGACAAUACAUCGCCUUCACGCAGGGCCGAGCCAUCCAGCUGUGCAGCCCUGGGACGGAGGCCCCGCAAGGGGGCCAGUCCCUGACUGUGAGCAGCUCGGCCACCCCGCAGCCCGGUGCCACCAUCCUGCAGUGCGCCACACAGCACGGAGACACGCCACAACAGUUCUACCUGCAGGGAGGACAAGUGCUCAUCCAAGCCGCCACCGGAGACAUUCCCGCCUACCAGCUGAGGUCGCCCAACUCUGGUCUGGCCCAGAGCAUCGUGAUGGCCGCCUCGCCGGGCGCCACGCAGAGCCCGUCGUCGCAGCACGCCGAAGAGGUCACACGCAAGAGGGAAGUCCGGCUGCUGAAGAACAGGGAGGCAGCGCGCGAAUGCCGCAGGAAAAAGAAGGAGUACGUCAAGUGUCUGGAGAACCGCGUGGCGGUGCUGGAGAACCAAAACAAGACGCUGAUCGAGGAGCUGAAGGCUCUGAAGGACAUUUACUGCCACAAGGCCGAGUAGAAGAGAAAGACUCUGUUGGAGAGGUGUGCGUGCGUCUCUGCUCACUCAGGCCCGGUUCUGACCCACAAACCAAUCGCUCGCCAGCUCCACUCUUGUGCUUCUCACUCAUGCGAAGGCCCUGCCCCCGAGUCAGCUGACCAGGAGGACAGGAAGAGGAAGUGGCCUGCUUCCUGAAUGCCCGCCGCUGCGACCAUGACACGUCAGGGCGGUUCAGAGCCACCAGCCAGUUCCUCCGAGGUCACAGAUCCACCAGCAGCUGUUCACAACGUUUGCAUUCCGACAUGGUGAAAUUAGGUCAAGAUUGUCUCCUCGCGGCGUCCAGGGGAGAAUCUAUCGUUUUAUUUCUGUCUUUCAAUUGAAAUUUUAUUUCUGAGAUCAAACUAUUGAAUUGUUUUGUACUUUUAAUUCAAAAUCCUCGACAAGAAGUCACUCAUGUGGUGUGAAGCAUUCCUGAGAGUGGGACACGGAGGCCCUCUGACACCGCCCCCAGGUCCACGAACCAGCGGCUGAGGAGACACUCUUGUGAUGUCACGAACUGUUCGACUAGCUGAAGGAGCACACCUGAGCACAAGCACAAACACCAUCCGGUCCCCAACUCUGCUGCAAACGUUUCUGUUCGACUUAAUGUCACUUUAAUUGGUAGUUCCCAGAUCUGUCAUCUGGAAGAUCAUGACACUUUUUCCCCAGCGACGCCAGCAAAGUUACAAAAGCAGGUUUCAGAUUCCUCUUGCUUCUUUUGCUUCGUUUCCUCCUCCAAGUUUAUUUCCAGCCUCUAGGUCAGUAGUGAGCUUUCUCCCCGCAUAGAACAUCUUUGGCUGCAUUGCUCUGAUAUUUAAUUACAGAUUUUGUUUGUGAGAGUGUAUGAGUGAGAGCAGAGGAGUGUUUCAGUUUCUUUAAAGUGGUCUGUGAUCGUUCUUCAGUGACCCUUGUGUCGUCUUUUGUUUGGAUUGUAAAACCAAAAUGUUGUUUUGUUUAUCUAAUAAAACAUUUACAUGAACCU
This is a messenger RNA of Synchiropus splendidus (mandarinfish), 1947 nucleotides long. RefSeq names its product cAMP responsive element modulator a (gene crema). Gene Ontology annotation, cellular component: ATF4-CREB1 transcription factor complex; nucleus. Gene Ontology annotation, molecular function: RNA polymerase II cis-regulatory region sequence-specific DNA binding; protein binding; DNA-binding transcription factor activity, RNA polymerase II-specific. The transcript has 7 exons. Bases 117 to 947 code for a protein of 276 amino acids. Lineage: Eukaryota; Metazoa; Chordata; Actinopteri; Syngnathiformes; Callionymidae. Gene Ontology annotation, biological process: regulation of transcription by RNA polymerase II. The record is from RefSeq and is a predicted model, not a curated record.